UCGAAACGUGGAUUUUUGUUUGUUGUUAAGUUUUCGUGGGCUUACAGUCGUGUUUAAGAAUGUGGUUUAUUUUGUAUGCUUUUCUGGCAUUGCCAUUGUUGGUAUUUGCGUACUUUGAAUUGAGUGUUGCUAAAAAGAAACGUGUUCUUAACAAAAUAAAGGGCCCACGCACACUGCCGAUUCUUGGCAAUGCUCACCAAGUGGGCAAAACUCCUGCUGCCAUAUUAAAUACCUUGUUUGACUGGUGGCAUGAAUACGACAAGGAUAACUAUUGCAUGUGGGUAGGCUACAAUGGAAACAUUUGUGUGACUAAUCCCAAACAUUUGGAGGUCAUAUUGAACAGCAUCACGUUAAUCAAAAAAUCUGGUAUUUACGAUUUGUUGAAUCCUUGGCUGGGCGAAGGUCUGCUCACAAGCUCCGGCAGCAAAUGGCAUAAGCACCGCAAGAUGAUAACGCCCGCCUUCCACUUUAAUAUCCUCCAAGAUUUUCACCUAGUCAUGAAUGAGAACUCAACCAAAUUCAUCAAGCGACUCAAAAAAGUUUCGGCUGGUGACAGUAUUAUAGAUUUCCAGGACGAAACACAUUAUUUAACAUUGGACGUCAUCUGCGAUACAGCGAUGGGAGUGACCAUUAAUGCCAUAGAAAAACGGGACACAGUAGAGGUUGUAAAGGCUUUUAAAGACAUGUGCUACAACAUAAACAUGCGGGCAUUCCAUCCCUUCAAGCGUUCAGAGCUGCUUUAUCGCCUAGCUCCCGAAUAUGCCGCCAAUGCGAAGACCCUGAAAAUUUUACAAAACUUCACCAAUGAUAUAAUCGAGAAGCGUAUUGAGGCUCAUCGCACGGGUAUCGCCAAGAAGACGGAAGACAACGAAUUCUCCCGUAAGAAGAUGGCUUUUCUGGAUACCCUUCUUUCGUCUACCAUUGAUGGACGUCCUUUGAAUCAGCAGGAGAUAUACGAAGAGGUCUCCACAUUUAUGUUCGAGGGACACGACACGACGACGUCGGGCGUGGCAUUUGCUGGCUACUUACUAUCCAGGUUUCCGGAGGAACAGCGUAAGCUUUUUGAGGAACAGCGAGCUGUCAUGGGCAAUGACAUGCAUCGGGAUGCCACAUUCCAGGAAAUAGCUGAGAUGAAAUACUUGGACUUGUUCAUUAAGGAGGCGCAGAGAGUCUAUCCCAGUGUUCCCUUCAUUGGUCGAUACACUGAGAAAGAUUAUGUGAUAUAUGGUACCUCAAUACCUAAGGGCACCUCUCUAACUCUAGUACUUAUUAUUCUGGGCUAUGAUGAUCGCAUUUUUAAGGAGCCACAUCGAUUCUAUCCAGGACGAUUCGAGGUGGAUAAACCUGGACCCUUCGAGUAUUUGCCCUUUAGCGCAGGUCCACGCAACUGCAUUGGACAAAAGUUUGCACUGCUGGAGAUUAAGACUGUGGUAUCGAAGCUUGUGCGCAGCUUCGAAAUAUUGCCCGCAGUAGAUGAGCUUGUUUCCAAGGAUGGCCAUCUUAACACGUAUUUGGGCCUGCCCAAGGCGGAGAAAGAAAAGAAGGAGAGCCAAGGUCACAAAUACGAUCCCAUAUUGUCAGCCGUUUUGACCUUAAAAUCAGAGAAUGGUCUGCAUCUCCGCUUGCAUGAAAGAAAAUAAGUGUUUUAUAUCGCAUCAUAGUACUUUUUAUCAAUAUUAAAUGUCGUUGAAUUGACAAGCUGGAAAUUAAAUUGGCCACUUCUGGUGACGAUUUUAACUCUUACAAAAUUUAUUUAUUGGGCUGCAAUUGGCUGUGGCCCAUUGCGAUUUCCAUCGCCGUAAAAUUUAAUAAUGUUUUUGAAGCUGGUAGAGGCGUGUGUCAACGACUAACCCAUGCCAUUCGCAGAUCAUGUCGUAGGACUCUUGCUAGAGUGGGUCGCUUAAGCUGCUUCAUAUCUUCCGGAUCGGGGCAACUAAUAAGAGCAACUAAUUUUAGAGCGUCUUAUUGGGAAAUUGGUUUUAGCGAGCACCUCCGUAAAUAGACUGCUAAGAGUAAUCAGUUUGUUUGGUUAUGCAAAUCAUACACUAUAUAAUGGGAAUAAUA
Messenger RNA from Drosophila novamexicana, 2064 nucleotides. Its product is annotated as cytochrome P450 4e5, mitochondrial-like. The coding region runs from base 60 to 1640 and encodes 526 amino acids. The transcript is spliced from 6 exons. The record is from RefSeq and is a predicted model, not a curated record. Gene Ontology annotation, molecular function: heme binding; monooxygenase activity; oxidoreductase activity, acting on paired donors, with incorporation or reduction of molecular oxygen. NCBI's taxonomy places the organism in Eukaryota, Metazoa, Arthropoda, Insecta, Diptera, Drosophilidae.